AAUUUUUAGGCUAUUAAUAGUUAUUUAUUCCCUAUAUCAGCAUGUUAUACUAUUUGAUCUUGAUAUUGAGGAUUGCUUAAUGAUACCUUCUGUUUUAUACAGGAAAUUUUCUUGCCGUAUAUACUUUAAACGCAAUCUAAUUUAUGGCUUUCUAUUGUACACAAUAUGGCAUCGAAUGAGCUAGAAACAUCUAUUCGACAAUUAGAACGCACUAUUAAGCCAAACGAAUCUCAGAUUGCCUCAUUCAAUACACAACUAGAAUGUUUGCAGAGAACUGUUGAUCAAAUCAUUAAAGCUGCAGCACUGGCAGCUGAACUAGACGAUCAAGAAUCACUAAGCAAAUUGGAUGAAGCUAUUAAAGAGCUUCUUGUAAAAAAAGAACACCUAUCAAUCCACAAAAAGGCAAUACAGUAUGUUGCCAAAGAGACGUCUACUGUUCUCAGGACUCAACAGGAACUUAACGUAGUAUCCCUGUAUGAAGAAUUCAUAAGAGAAAGAGAAAAAACAUUUGAAGAAAAAACAGAAUUUGAGAAGUUUGGGUCUCUAGGUGAAUACAUCGAAUUCCGGAAAACUAUAUGGAGAGAACAACAUUUGGAUGGUGCUGAAUUUCCUUCUAUGCAUACCUUCUUCCGAGAUGCAGGACAAGCUGACGAGGAAAACGAUUCGGACGACGACCUUGUUGUCUCUGCAGCAACAAUGAACGUUCGUUGUCCUUUGACUUUGCAACCUAUUGAACAUCCUAUGCUCUCAAAAAAGUGCCAACACUUCUACGAAAAGGAAGCGAUCUUGUCACUCAUGGGUAACGGUUGCAUAUGUCCUGUUGUAGGUUGCAAUGUGAAGCUUAAACGAAAGGACCUAGUCGAAGAUGAAUUGCUUGAAAGACGUAUUCGUCGUGCUAGGGACCUUGAAGCUUCACAACUUGAUUCAAUGAAUGUGGUACAUUGACUAAUUAAGAUAUUUACGAGAUUAAUGAGGAGUGCAUGAGUUUAGUGAAUUUAAGUUUAAUAAUACAAUCUUUAUUUUGCUUAUAUA
Molecule: messenger RNA, 1032 nt
Organism: Schizosaccharomyces japonicus yFS275
Lineage: Eukaryota; Fungi; Ascomycota; Schizosaccharomycetes; Schizosaccharomycetales; Schizosaccharomycetaceae
Product: Smc5-6 complex non-SMC subunit 2
Exons: 3
Coding region: 166-945 (259 amino acids)
Biological process (GO): double-strand break repair via homologous recombination; protein sumoylation
Cellular component (GO): Smc5-Smc6 complex; nucleus
Molecular function (GO): SUMO ligase activity; zinc ion binding; SUMO transferase activity
Source: RefSeq, a predicted model, not a curated record